AAAGCCGUUCAUUUCACCACGAGUGACGACGCUGAACGGACGUGCGUGGGGUGCAGAUCGCGAUCGAGCAGACGGUGAAAACAGGUUUUCCUUAUUCCAACCACGAUCUGGUACUGGAUCUGGUCAGGGUAAAAGCGUACAACCGGGAGAGAUUCAGAACCUCGGAUCCGGCGGCAAGUGUAACGAACGUCAGAACCGGCCUGGCCCUAAUGCAAAACUGCAUCUUCGGAACGAAUUGAGGACUUCCUAAUUGCCAUUGUUGGCUUAUUCCGCAUUCGACGGACGAGCUGUCGUACAGUGAGCAUUAUGCUAGGUGGCGGCCAACAGUCAGUGUGGAUCGUGUUUGUGGUGCUCGGUGUAACGAUUAGCCUGCAGCAUGUGGCCGCAGGACCGUGGCGUGAAGGGGUGCGUCGAAGUGGUAAUGAGUUUGUGAAGCGCACGUCGGAAAGUGAUGAGUAUUUAGAAUUUGGCCGAAAAUUAAAGCAAUCGUGCGGAUAUGAGUCGUGCCCGAAACCAAAGAAAAAUAUGCUUAAUGUGCAUUUGGUGCCCCAUACACACGACGACGUCGGCUGGCUGAAGACGGUCGACCAGUACUACUAUGGCAGUAAAACAACUAUCCAGAAGGCGGGCGUCCAGUACAUCCUCGACUCGGUCAUACAAUCGCUGCUGAACGAGCCGGAGCGCAAGUUCAUCUACGUCGAGUCGGCCUUCUUCUUCAAGUGGUUCAGCGAGCAGACGGUGGAGCUGCAGCAGCAGGUUCGGAUGCUCGUUGAUGAGGGACGGUUAGAGUUCAUCGGGGGUGCGUGGAGCAUGAAUGAUGAGGCGGCGGCACACUAUCACAGUGUGGUGGAUCAGUUUACCUGGGGUUUGCGGCGGUUGAACGAAACGUUUGGCGAGUGCGGACGUCCACGGAUCGGUUGGCAGAUUGAUCCGUUCGGGCAUUCGCGUGAGCAGGCGUCACUGUUCGCGCAGAUGGGCUACGAUGGGCUGUUCUUUGGGCGGCUCGAUUAUCAGGACAAGCGCGAACGCAUGACGCACAAGCGGGCGGAGAUGAUCUGGAAGACGAGCGCUAAUCUGGACGAUGCCGAUCUGUUUACGGGCGUGCUGUACAAUCUGUACCAAGCGCCGCCCGGCUUCUGCUUCGAUAUACUGUGCUCGGAUGAACCGUUCGUGGACAGUCCUUACUCGGCGGAGAAUAAUGUGAAGGCAAAGGUGGAUAAGUUCCUGUACUACGUGAAUCUGCAGGCGGAGAGUUAUCGGACCAACAACAUCAUUCUGACUAUGGGCGGUGAUUUUACGUACAUGGAUGCUAAUGUGUACUUCAAAAAUAUGGACAAGUUGAUAAAAUACACCAACGCACUCCAAGCGAACGGAUCGAACGUGAACGUCUUCUACUCGACACCAUCCUGCUAUCUGAAAGCCCUGCACGACAUGGGUAUCACCUGGCCGACGAAAUCGGACGACUUCUUCCCGUACGCUUCCGAUCCCCAUUCGUUCUGGACCGGCUACUACACCUCGAGACCGACGAGCAAACGCUUCGAGCGUGUCGGCAAUCAUUUCCUGCAGGUGUGCAAACAGCUGACUACGUUGGCCCCCACCCGGGAGGCACAUAUGGAACCGCACCUGAACAUACUGCGGGAAGCGAUGGGUGUGAUGCAGCAUCACGAUGCCAUUACCGGGACGGAGAAGCAACAUGUCGCGAACGAUUAUGCUCGCAUGCUGAACGUUGCGGUCAAGGCGUGCGGUGCAAACACGAAAGCCACGCUAAAUCAGAUCGUCGAUCCAAAGUACAAACGAUCGUUACGGUCAGCCGGAUUAGCUGCCGAACAUACGACUCCCUACCCGAAGUACACGUUUGCAUUUGAAUCGUGCCAUCUGUUGAAUGUGAGCAAGUGUGAGCUUACCGAGUCUAAGGACAGCUUCACUGUAACGCUGUACAACCCGCUGGCACACGCUGGUCACGAGUACGUACGAGUUCCGGUCGCUGGUGGAAGGUACAUUGUGAGAGACUACCGUAACGUGGAGGUAUCAUCGCAACUGGUACCCAUUCCGGAAUCGGUUCUCAAUCUCAGCUAUCGAUUCAGCAACGCUACUUCGGAGCUGGUGUUUCUCGCCAAUGAGCUACCGCCGCUGGGAUUUAAAUCAUACUUCAUAACGCGUGCCAUCGAUUCUUUGGACGAUUUUCUCCAUGAAGCACCGGUCGCCGGUCCAACGGGUUCGGUCAGCGCAGGCACACCUCCGGGCGAACAGUCGGCACUGUGGCAGUCGGAAGAGGUAACGAUUGGAAACAAGUAUCUAAACGUGUCCUUCGAUAGCAACGGUUUCCUGAGCUCCAUAACGAUCGACGGUGUUACGAACCGGCUGAGACAAACGUUCGUGUACUACGAAGGGGCGCUGGGCAACAAUGAAGAGUACCGAAAUCGAUCGUCCGGUGCGUACAUCUUCCGCCCGAACGGUACGGAGAAAACUGUCACCGAAAACGUGCAGCUGAAGGUGGUGAAAGGUGCCACAGUGCAGGAAGUGCAUCAGGUGUUUAACGAGUGGAUCAGUCAGGUCGUACGAAUUUACGCCGACGAAAGUCACGUCGAGUUUGAAUGGAUGGUGGGCCCGAUACCGGUGGACGAUGGUGUGGGGAAGGAGAUCGUAACACGGUUCUAUACCGCUGCGCAGUCGAGUGGAGUUUUCUGGACCGAUGCAAACGGUCGGGAAAUGAUCAGGCGAGUCCGCAACCAUCGGGACACUUGGAACUUGGAUCUGAUGGAGAAGAUCUCGGGCAAUUACUAUCCGGUAACGGCUAAAAUAGCACUGGAAGAUGAAAACCUUCGGCUGGCUGUGCUGAACGAUCGGGCCCAGGGUGGUUCAAGCCUGGAGGAUGGAUCGCUCGAGCUGAUGGUACAUCGUCGGCUGCUGCACGACGAUGCGUUCGGUGUGGAGGAAGCGUUGAACGAGAAGGCGUUCGGUAAGGGAUUGGUUGCCCGUGGUAAGCAUUGGGUGAUUUUCGGUGCGAAAAAACCGACCAGCCCAACACCGGAAGCGCGUGAGCGAUUCUUGCAGAACCGAGUGCUGCUGCCGAACUGGAUUUUCUUCAGCGAUGUGACGGAGUUUAAGUACGAGGACUGGCAGAAACAGUACACCAACAUUUACUCGGCACUGUCGUUGUCUCUCCCGUUGAACGUUCAUCUGCUGACGUUCGAACCGUGGACGGAUAAUAGCAUCCUGGUACGCUUUGAGCAUCUGCUCGAGAAGGGCGAAGAUCCACUCUACUCCAAACCGGUACGAUUCAACGUGCAGGACGUAUUCCAGCAGUUCAGCAUUGAAGAAAUCCGUGAAACAACGCUCGGCGCUAACCAGCUGAAGGAAGACUCCAAAAGACUAAAGUUCAAACCCGAUCCAGACUACAUCGUGUACAACUCCGUCAAGCGGGAUGUGCUCGCGGAACAUGCUUCACCAUCGCCCCCGUUCGUGCAAGCUUCUCGAUCUCCCACGGUGGAGGAAGUGGUUCGGAACGUUGCGGACGAUGGGUACGAAAUCCUGCUCAAACCGAUGCAGAUCCGAACGUUCAUUUUUCAGCUAGAGUACAAGCCAUAAUAACUAGUAAAUAGAAGAUUUAUUUCGCUUUAGUUACAUUAGUCAAAUAAAGACCGCUCAACAACGCAA
Molecule: messenger RNA, 3657 nt
Organism: Anopheles stephensi (Asian malaria mosquito)
Lineage: Eukaryota; Metazoa; Arthropoda; Insecta; Diptera; Culicidae
Product: lysosomal alpha-mannosidase-like
Exons: 6
Coding region: 307-3588 (1093 amino acids)
Biological process (GO): mannose metabolic process
Cellular component (GO): lysosome
Molecular function (GO): alpha-mannosidase activity; carbohydrate binding
Source: RefSeq, a predicted model, not a curated record